Messenger RNA from Bursaphelenchus xylophilus (pine wood nematode), 1080 nucleotides. NCBI's taxonomy places the organism in Eukaryota, Metazoa, Nematoda, Chromadorea, Rhabditida, Aphelenchoididae. The record is from the annotation of a GenBank genome assembly.
AUGGGAAAGCUCUGUGUCCAAAUAACCGCGGCCAUCUCGGCCUCAAUGGUCCUCUUCAGUAUCAUCUCCGCCAUCUACAUCUUCAACGACAUCAACUCGUUGUAUGAUGAGAUCAUGGACGACAUGGUCGAGUUCAAAACUCACGCUGAUGGCGCCUGGAGCAAGAUGAUCAUGGCCAGAAGACAGUUCCAACCAACAUUCCAACAACUCGUCGGUCGUGCCAAACGUCAAUACGACGCCGCUUCUACUGGUGGCGGAGCCAGCCAAGGAGGAUCGGGCGGAUGCGGUGCCUGCGCUCGCAGCGUCAACAACUGCCCUCCAGGCCCACCCGGACCACCAGGACAGCCCGGCCAACCAGGAACUGACGGAGCCCCAGGAGACGCCGGAAAGUCCGGAUUGGCUGGAGCCGCUCAAAUCGGUGACUUUGGAGGAAAGGGUGGCUGCUUCCCAUGCCCCGCCGGACCAGCUGGCCCACCCGGCCCAGACGGACCACCAGGAGAAGCCGGACCAAGCGGACAACCAGGACAACCCGGAAACGACGGACAGCCCGGAAACCCAGGAACUGAAGGCCCAGCCGGAGACGCGGGAUCCGAUGGACAGCCAGGCGCUCCAGGACAACCAGGAGAGAAGGGUCAAGACGGUCAACGCUCUACCCCCAUCCCAGGCCCAGCCGGACCUCAAGGACCAGCCGGCCCACCAGGUCAGCCAGGAGAGAACGGAGGUGCUGGACCAGCCCCACAACCCGGCCCACCAGGACCAGCCGGAGCUCCAGGACAGCCCGGUCAACCAGGAAGCGAUGGACAACCAGGUGCUCCAGGAGGACCUGGUGUCCCAGGAGGCGACGCCGCUUACUGUCCUUGCCCUCCUCGCGGUGGUGCUCCACCAUCUGCUGCAAUUUCCGGAGGCCAAUCCGGAGCUUACCAAGGAGGAAGUGCCCCAGGAACCGUUCCACCCCCAGCUGCUCCUGUUGAGGUACCAGCUGCACCAGUUACACCAGCUCCCGCUGCUGCUAGCCAAUACCGUCGCCGUGCUGCCAAGCGCGCUCGUGCUAUGCGUCAACGUGCUCGUCAAGUUGCCUAA